AUGGCGGUUGGCAUGACGAGGGUGUUACGUGAACUUUGGAGAGUAGUACUGGUCAAUGAGUCUGCUCUUUGGGGUCGUGCAGUCGGCAAUGAAGAGUGUGAAAUGGGUGUGGCUGAGGAGAUGUGGCAGGACAUCUCGGAAUUUCUGUCUGACGAGAAGUUUAAAAUUGACGACGCUAUCCAAGGAUGGGAUGCUGCGUUGUCACCGUUGACAACGGCUCGAAUCAAUAAUCAGCAUUCCUGCUCUUUACAGCUCUGUAAUGAGGGGUCACUGUAA
Messenger RNA from Enterobius vermicularis (human pinworm), 276 nucleotides. Lineage: Eukaryota; Metazoa; Nematoda; Chromadorea; Rhabditida; Oxyuridae. The record is from the annotation of a GenBank genome assembly.